GGUAUCUAGUCUUCAUAUCUAUGUUUAAGGGUCCUUGCGGGGUCCUUUCUUCCUGCCCGCGACGCCGUUCUGACUUCCGAGUCGUCCAGACGCUCUCGAAACGGGCGAGAAAAGGUGAAAUACCGCCGAGGAGGUCGCUAUGAUGGUCGGGAAGACGAGUGCCAUCGCGGCGGGCGUGUGCGGGGCUCUCUUCGUCGGAUAUUGCAUUUAUUUCGACCGCAAGAGACGCAGCGACCCCAACUUCAAGAACAGGCUGCGAGAACGGAGGAAGAAGCAGAAGGUGGCAAAAGAGCGAGCUGGGAUGGCCAAGCUUCCUGACCUUAAAGACUCUGAAGCAGUCCAGAAGUUUUUCCUUGAGGAGAUCCAGUUGGGGGAGGAGCUUCUGGCCCAAGGCGACUACGAGAAGGGCGUGGACCACCUGACCAACGCCAUCGCUGUCUGUGGACAACCUCAGCAGCUCCUGCAGGUUCUCCAGCAAACGCUGCCGCCGCCCGUCUUCCAGAUGCUGCUCACCAAGCUGCCCACCAUCAGCCAGCGUAUUGUGAGUGCACAAAGUCUGAGCGAGGACGACAUCGAGUGAAGAGCGCGUCACGGCCAGCUACGGCUUUCUCUUCUUCCAGCAUUGCAGCACCCGAUUGGUCGAUUGAUUGAUUGAUGGACGGCCAGUCAGGAACCUUCUGUGACUAUUUAUUGUUUUGUCUUGUGUUCUUCUCUUAGACUUUUUACUAAAUGUUUUCGUCAUCCCGCAGAGGAAACAUAAAAGUGGGAACAAACUG
Messenger RNA from Phycodurus eques (leafy seadragon), 776 nucleotides. It is a transcript of the gene tomm20b, whose product is annotated as translocase of outer mitochondrial membrane 20b. NCBI's taxonomy places the organism in Eukaryota, Metazoa, Chordata, Actinopteri, Syngnathiformes, Syngnathidae. The record is from RefSeq and is a predicted model, not a curated record. The transcript is spliced from 5 exons. Gene Ontology annotation, cellular component: mitochondrial outer membrane translocase complex; mitochondrial outer membrane. Gene Ontology annotation, molecular function: transmembrane protein transporter activity. The coding region runs from base 140 to 580 and encodes 146 amino acids. Gene Ontology annotation, biological process: protein targeting; protein import into mitochondrial matrix; tRNA import into mitochondrion.